AUGGUUCUGCAACUCGCACGCAAGCUCGCAGCAACUGUACUCGGUCAAGACCCACACGAUCCAUUAGCUGCGCAGGAACUGCAGAAUGCCGGGGUGCCGGUGUCAGAAGCCAGCUGCAGAACAUGUGCGGAUCCUUGCGACGAAGGUCAUGAGGAAUAUGCGAAGCGAUUCGACGUGGAUAUGGAAUCGGAGAUGCGUGGGUCUGUCAAGCCGUAUCGAAGACAGGUCCUAAUCUCAACGGGUAAAUCGGACUGGGCACGCGAAGUCACCUACGUGAGCGACUCGCUCGCAAGAUACAUCAGCAACGCCGAAGACAAACAUUCAAGUUCAGUCAAGAAAGCUUCUCAUUCGCCUACGUUAUCUCCCAUAGACUCAAAGAAGACCGAAAAGGAUAAUCAUAGUCACCCUACAGGAGUUCACUCCUACAAACCCACAGGCCGUCUCUCCAUAUUAAACGGCUCACAUACUUCGCGUGCAGACGACCCAGAUACACAUGCAACGGUGCUCGUCUUACCAGAUUAUGUCGCCGUGUCAAAUGUCCCACUCAGCGCCGCAGGUGCAGACGCAUUUUGGGCACACGCACUUGACCCGGCUGUCCCACGCGCUGGGACAACCGCGACGCCGAAUGGAGGAGAGUUCAAAAGUUGGACGUUGCCGUAUGACUGUCUCAUCUUGUUAUGUUCACAUAAGAAACGGGAUGCGCGAUGUCACAUCGCCUCGUUGCGACUAGAAGAAGACUUCUUACGAACACUCGAAUCCGAAGGCUGGAGUGUCGAUACCGAUUUAGAAGACCUCUCAGCUAACGGACCGCCACUCGAAACUAUCGCAUCGACGGAUGAAGAACGUGAGGCUGCCGCGCUCGCUCAAUUAAAAGCACUUGCAUCCUUCUCAUCAACUACGGAUCCCCAGUCCGAGCUAACGCUGAUCCUGAAGAACUCACAUAUCGGGGGACAUAAGUUUGCAGGGAACGUCAUCAUCUACUUCCCGCAAGGCUCCAGCAUCUGGUACGGCCGCGUGACCCCACACGAGAUACCCUCCAUCGUCCACCAAACCAUCCAAAGUGGAAAAGUCCUCCCUCAGCUCUUGCGUGGAGCACUUGGCGUCUCGAGGCCUGGAUGCCACAGUUUACUGGAGUGGUAG
This is a messenger RNA of Fomitiporia mediterranea MF3/22, 1140 nucleotides long. RefSeq lists its product as uncharacterized. The record is from RefSeq and is a predicted model, not a curated record. The coding region runs from base 1 to 1140 and encodes 379 amino acids. NCBI's taxonomy places the organism in Eukaryota, Fungi, Basidiomycota, Agaricomycetes, Hymenochaetales, Hymenochaetaceae. The transcript is spliced from 7 exons.